This is a messenger RNA of Dama dama (fallow deer), 2970 nucleotides long. RefSeq names its product T-cell surface glycoprotein CD1a-like. The transcript has 6 exons. The record is from RefSeq and is a predicted model, not a curated record. Gene Ontology annotation, biological process: antigen processing and presentation, endogenous lipid antigen via MHC class Ib; immune response; antigen processing and presentation, exogenous lipid antigen via MHC class Ib. The coding region runs from base 15 to 1019 and encodes 334 amino acids. Lineage: Eukaryota; Metazoa; Chordata; Mammalia; Artiodactyla; Cervidae. Gene Ontology annotation, molecular function: lipopeptide binding; exogenous lipid antigen binding; endogenous lipid antigen binding. Gene Ontology annotation, cellular component: external side of plasma membrane.
CAUCUGCAAAUGAGAUGCUGUUUCUGCAACUUCCAUUGCUCCUGGCUCUCCUCGUGAGUGGAGACAAUGAAGAGAAUAAGAACUCUAUUCCAGAAGGCUUUCAGGAGCCCGUCUCCUUCCAAGUCUUCUGUGUCUUAUCCUUUCACAACAGUUCUUGGGUGCAAAGUCUGGGCUCAGGCUGGUUGGGUGAGUUGCAGACUCAUGGCUGGAAGAUCAACUCUGGGACUUUUAUUUACCUUUGGCCUUGGUCCAAGGGCAACUUCAGCAAUGAGGAGUUGAUGGAACUGCAAGAUAUUUUUCACAAGCUCCUCACUGGAUUUGUUCAGGAAUUUUACAAACAUGCCAGGAAAUGGCCAUUAGAAUAUCCCUUUGAGGUACAGACAGCAAACGCCUGUGAGUUGCAUGCUGGGAAAGCCCCAGUAGGAUUUGUGCGGAUUGCUUAUCAAGGAUCAGACUUCUUGAGCUUUCAGAACAAGUCAUGGGUGUCCUCUCCAGAGGGUGGAAAGAUGGCUCAGGGCCUCAGAAGACUAUUCAGUUUGUUUGGAGGAACCAAUGAAAUAAUACACAAGCUGCUCAGUGAUACCUGUCCACGUUUCCUCUUGGGUCUUCUUGAUGCUGGGAAGGCAUAUCUCCAGAGACAAGUACGACCGGAGGCCUGGCUGUCUCCUGGCUCCAGCCCUGGCCCUGGCCGUCUGAUGCUGGUUUGUCACGCCUCUGGCUUCUACCCAAAGCCCAUUUGGGUGAUGUGGAUGCGGGGUGAGCAGGAGCAACAGGGCACUCAGAGAAGUGACGUCUUACCUAACGCUGAUGGGACGUGGUAUCUUCAGGUUUCCUUUGAUGUGGAAGCCAGUGAGGCAUCCGGCCUGAGCUGCCGGGUGAGACACAGCAGUCUAGGAGGCCAGGACAUCAUCCUCUACUGGGAUCAUCACAGCUCCGUGGGCUGGAUCGCCUUGGCAGUGAUUGUGACCCUGGUCCUCAUGGCAGGUCUUGCAUUUUGGCUUAGGAAGCACUGUAGUUGAGACAUCUGAUGCUCUUCUGGUUAAAAGUCUUUUCACUUGGCCAAGAGACUGCACUUAGUGACUUUAGUUUUUAGUGAUUUCUCUGAGCCCUUGAAGAGAAACACAGUUUUUAUAUUUGACCAUUCUUAUUUUUUAACUCUAGAGAUUAAUUUGAGUGAAAAUAUUUCUUUAUAUUGAGAGUCCAUUGUACAGCAAAGAUAUCAAACCAGUCAAUCCUAAAGGAAAUCCAUCCUGAAUGUUCACUGGAAGGACUGAUGCUGAAGCUGAAGCGACCAUACUUUGGCCACCUGAUGUGAAGAGUGUACUCAUUGGAAAAGACCUUGAUCCUGGGAAAGACUGAGGGCAGGAGGAGAAGGGGAUGACAGAGGAUGAAAUGGAUGGAUGGCAUCACUGAGUGAAUGAACAUGAGUUUGAACAAUAGUGAGACAGGGAAGGACAGGGAAGCCUGGGCGUGCUGCAGUCCGUGGGGUUGCAAAGAAUUGGACAUGACAGCGAUUGAACAAAUUGAUUUAUAAGUAUUCUAAAUACAAAGCAGAAGGCAGAAUGUAGACUCAUAUUAUUUAAAAUGUUUCAGUGAUAAGGAACAGAGUUAUCACCUUGUUAGACAUAUAGAAUCUUGGACCUCAGCUGAGACUUCCUGAAACACAAUUUGUAUGUCAGCAAAAUCAGCAGGGUUUAUAAAUGCAUUAAAAUUUGAGAAGCACUGAUAUGGGUGACCUCUGAGAGGUAGUCGUACUAGUGUGUCCCUGAAGAGAAAAGAAGAUGAUCAAGAAAAGAGCGCAAGAAUGUUGAUCCUGAGGUUGAAGUGAGAUCAAGGCAAAGAGAUAAAAUAGAACACAUUCUUAUGGAUUUUUGAGGAUAUGCUUUGCAAUGCAGGGAACAUGGGUUUCAUGUGUCCCAUCCCUGGUCAGGGAACUGAGCUGCCAUGGAGCAACUAAGUCCAUGCACCACAACUAGAGAGACUGGGUGCUGCAAUGAAAAGACUCUGCAUGCCAGAACUAGGGCCUGACCCAGCCAAAUACACACAGACCAAAACUGGUCAUCAUUUCAUGAAUCCACAAGUCUCGUUCCUUUCUCACAUUUUCCAUAUCUUCAUCUUAGCAUUAUGGCUAGCAUGUUUUAUACAAUGUUUCUUGUUUCAAUAUAGUUUACUUUGAUGGUCUCUCCUCUCCAGAUUUAGGUCUGCUUUCUGGGGGGAAUCUAAGCAUAAUUCACUACCCUGGUAUAGAAAAUUUUCAGCCCCUAGAAUUUUUCUCCCUCAUGCUUCUACUUCCCAGUCAACAUCCAUUUUUUAUUCAGUAUCUUUUUAAAGACAACAAAUAUUAUAACUUUUAUGACCAGAGUUUAGACUUGUUUUUGAAUUUCAUGUUACUAGGGUCAUAUUGUAAGACCUAUUUUGUGUCUGCCUUCUUUCAGUCGACAUUAUUUUUGUGAGAUUUAUUCAUGUUGUAACAUAUAGCAGUAAUUCAUUAUUUUCCACUGCUGUGUAGUAUUCCAUUGUGUGACUGUACCACCAUUUAGCUGUUCUACUGUGGAUGGACAUUUUCAUUGUUUCCAGAUUUUAGUUAUGUUGAAUACUGUUGCUUUGAACACUUGUAUACAUAUCUUUUUGCAAAUAUAAACAGCCAUUUCUCUUGUAAAUAGACAUACAAAUGAAAUUGCUGAGCACAGUUUAUAUGUAUUUUUCACAUUUAAUAGAUAAGUGGCAAACAAGUUUUCAGUGGUUAUACCAAUCUACCUUUCAUCUUCUUAACAAUGUCACUCAUAUUUGAUGUAUUUACCCUUUACAUUUUAACCCCUCUAAUGGGGGUAUAGUGAAUCCAAAUUUUUUGGUUCAUGUUUCCAUGAUGGCUAAUGGUACUUGAAAUAUUUUCACAUGAUUUUGAACCAUUUAUAUACACUGUUUUGUGAAGUACCAGUUUAAGGUUUUAGCUAUGUGUGUGUGUGUGUG